AUGAUUGUAAUUCUGCUAGUGUCUGUGUCAGUGAUGUUGUACAGUGCAGGUGGCCAAGCUUUGGAGAAGCCAGCAUUCCUUCCACCUGAAAGAAUCCUGAACAAUGCCACAGUCUUCAAUGGAGUCUUUCAAAAUGUGGAAAGUGUUGCAUUAUUUUUUGACUGCCUGGGUUCUCACUUCACCUGGUUACAGUCCAUCUUCACUAACUUCCCUGCCCUGCUCAACUUUGUGAAUAAAAUGAAGUGUGUUACUGGGCUUUGUCCCAGGGAUUUUGAAGACUAUGGCUGCUCUUGCCGGUUUGAGAUGGAAGGGCUCCCUGUGGAUGAAGCUGAUGAAUGCUGUUUCCAGCACCGCAAAUGCUAUGAGGAAGCAAUGGAGAUGGAGUGCAUGUGGGACCCAUCAAAGAUUUCUACAGAUGUCAGCUGCUCUACUGAAAACCUGACCUGUGAGUCUGGGGAUUCCUGUGAACAGUUCCUUUGCAACUGUGACAAAGACGCCAUUGAAUGCUUUGAGAAGGCACAUGUUAACUCUUCCUUGAAUGGGUUGGAUAUUUCCUUCUGUCCACCUCCAGUUACAGAAACAACCAGCAAGAGAGAGCUGACAACACUUCACACGGGGGACUUACUUCAUCAUGGGACUGAGGAAAUACAAGCUGCAACUGCAUCCAUGGAAGAAGUGAACUCCUUUGAGCCCAGUGAGAUGGUGAUGGGGACUUCCAGAGCCAGAGAGGAGGAUGGAUUUAUGGAAGCUGUAGUGUCAGUGGAAGAGAUAACCACAACCCCAGCCUCAUUCUCAGGAGAUAUUAACUCACUGCAAGUCAAAAUUGCCUCCACGGAGAAGAUGCCUGCAAGCACAUCUGCAAGAACAAAAGAAAAAGUAUGUGAGCGAUUAACCUUUCUGCAAGAGAGAGGAAAUGGAAGAGUGAAGAGGGAGCUGCCCCAGCUGGGGGAGAUGCUCUUCUGUCUAACUGAGCGCUGCCCAGAGGAAUUCGAGUCUUACGGUUGCUACUGUGGCCAGGAAGGAAGAGGUUAUCCUGCUGAUGCACUGGACAGGUGCUGCUUCUCUCAUCACUGUUGUAUAGAACAAGUUAAGAAACUUGGAUGUCAUGCAGAAAGAAGUUCAAGAUCUGAAGUUGUGUGUUUUGAUCAUCAGCCAGACUGUGUUGGUUGGAGCAUCUGUGAGAAACUACUAUGUGCUUGUGAUAAGACAGCAGCCGAGUGCAUGGCUUCUGCCUUCUUCAAUGAAAGCCUGAAGUUUCCUCACAGGCAAGAGUGCCAAGAGGAGAAAAUCUCAUGUCAAAGUGACCCUUAUGAAAGGCCUUCAACAGGCACGGGGCAUUCCAGCUCUGAGGAGAGCAGCGAGGAAGAAGGUCCACUGGGGAGUGUAUUAAGAAGAGCAAAGAGAGAUACACACCGUCCCGUUGGAAACUCCAUAACUGUGCAACAUGAAGGCAGAUAA
Messenger RNA from Nestor notabilis (Kea), 1458 nucleotides. RefSeq names its product otoconin 90 (gene OC90). Gene Ontology annotation, cellular component: extracellular matrix. Gene Ontology annotation, molecular function: phospholipid binding; calcium ion binding. The coding region runs from base 1 to 1458 and encodes 485 amino acids. Gene Ontology annotation, biological process: arachidonate secretion; lipid catabolic process; phospholipid metabolic process. NCBI's taxonomy places the organism in Eukaryota, Metazoa, Chordata, Aves, Psittaciformes, Psittacidae. The transcript has 14 exons. The record is from RefSeq and is a predicted model, not a curated record.